AUGGAUCAGACAGAAUCGACGACGUUGCAGAGAUCGACUUCAUUCAGUAUCAAGAGUAUACUGCUUCCAUCCAAAAGUGACAGACAGGACAUGAGACUUCCAGAGGAACACGAGCUGCCGCCGGGAACCAAUUCCAAACCAUCUCCGGAUCCCAUCGAGACGCAGGAGUCCUCGGCGCUGGACGCAAUGAAAGUCAAAGAUGCAGAAGAAAGCACCAAAAGCGGGAAGCUCGACAAGCCGCCGUUUAGUUACAACGCGCUGAUAAUGAUGGCUAUUAGACAAAGCCCGGAGAAGAGAUUAACACUUAACGGAAUCUACGAGUUUAUCAUGAAGAAUUUUCCGUUUUACCGCGAGCACAAGCAGGGCUGGCAAAACUCCAUCCGUCACAAUUUAAGUCUCAAUAAAUGUUUUGUCAAAGUGCCGAGACAUUACGACGACCCGGGGAAAGGCAACUAUUGGAUGUUAGAUCCUUCGAGCGAUGAUGUUUUUAUCGGUGGGACGACGGGCAAACUCCGGAGGCGCUCGGCCACUUCUAGAGGAAAACUGGCUCUUAAGCGAGGGCUUCGGUUUUCCCCAUUGGGCUUGGGAAGAAAUGAGACGGCGAAUAAUCCUCUGUACUGGCAAAUAUCGCCGUUAUUAUCUUUACACCAUCCACAUUACACCGGAACGUCAGCUGGAUUUCUGAAUCACGGUCACAGUUACGGUUCUUUCGUCUCUGGAGUGGAGCAUAUAGGCGACAGGGAUCCGACGCGACCCAUUCUAGCGAGUUCUAGCGGUCCGCUUGGGUUGAGCAACAGUUACGGGAUGAGUUCGUCUCCCGUCGGGUUAUUAUCGGUCCAGUCAGGCUAUUUGCAGCACAACACGGUCAGCUCUCAGCAGACAUCAUUCACCGACACCCUACGGACGACUUUAUCAUCUUUCUCGUCUGUUGUGUCAAGCGGUUUCCCCGGAGUCACCUCAGAUUCAUUUUUUAAAUGA
Molecule: messenger RNA, 978 nt
Organism: Myxocyprinus asiaticus (Chinese sucker)
Lineage: Eukaryota; Metazoa; Chordata; Actinopteri; Cypriniformes; Catostomidae
Gene: foxg1d
Product: forkhead box G1d
Exons: 1
Coding region: 1-978 (325 amino acids)
Biological process (GO): regulation of transcription by RNA polymerase II
Cellular component (GO): nucleus
Molecular function (GO): DNA-binding transcription factor activity; sequence-specific double-stranded DNA binding
Source: RefSeq, a predicted model, not a curated record